AUGCUCUGCGCAAAUGUUUUUCACGAACUGAAUCUGCAAUUCACUGUGUUAACCAGUUGCUCGCGAAUAUCGCCGUACGCCAACGAGGAGUACACCGUGGGCUGGAUAUGUGCCCUUCCUGUUGAGCUAGCUGCAGCAAGGGGAAUGAUUGACGGGGAAGACCAUGGGGAGCCUCAGACCUCACCCGCAGCAGCAGAUCAGAAUCGCUACACGCUGGGGACUAUCGGUCAUUUUCGAGUGGUGAUCGCUUGCCUGCCAAAGAUCCAGCUUGGCUCGUCCUUCGCAACCGCUUCGGUGAAGGACAUGCUAUUCACCUUCCCUAAUGUUCGCAUAGGUCUCUGUGUGGGUAUCAGUGGCGGCAUUCCUGAUUAUGAGAGCCAGGAUGAACAGGAUGUUCGUCUCGGAGAUGUUGUUAUCAGUAGUGACUCAAAGACUGCGGGUGUCGUGGCCUAUGCUCUGGGCAAGAAAUUGGCCGAUAGCUCGUUCGAGACUCGGUCUGUUUUGACUCCGCCCCUUCGAUCGCUAGAGUUCUACAUUGAACAAAUGCUCGAGAAGCAUCCAUUUAUGCGCAAGAAGGGAUAUUCGCGUCCGGACCAAUCACUGGACCGUCUGUUUAGAUCGGAGUACAUUCAUGCCGCGGGGAAGAACUGUUCGAAAUGCGAUGAUUCGGAGACCUAUUAUGUUUCAUGGACCAAGAAGACUCUUCUGAUACAUGCGACUAUCGCCCAGCAUGUCCAAUCGGCUGAACGCCUCAUUAUGCACGGUGAUUCCUGUGAUGCCCGGGACAACAAGGGCCGUUCUGUUUUAGCCUAUGCAGCUACUACCGGGCAGAUUGCAAUGAUUCAACUUCUGACCUCCCAAAAUGUCCAGCUUGACUACAAUCAUGACGCGAAAGCGGUGAAACGUCCAUGUGAUUACGACAUGUUCACUUCUCUCUUCGAAGUCGCACAUGCCUUAGAAGAGGACGGUCCGGUCUUUCUUCUCGACGAAGUUGUUGAUCCUAGGGGCGCUGACCCCAACACUACGCAAAGUCCUAAAGCUGACACUCAAGAGUCGAUGUCUGAAUCCGAUGUACAGAGCCAGUCGGAACUUUCCAAAGAGGUUUUGGACGCGAACGAUCUCAGCGCCCGGGAGGGUUCUUUUGGCCUUCGCGGCGCACAAUGGAGCAGAUGA
This is a messenger RNA of Aspergillus tubingensis, 1173 nucleotides long. RefSeq names its product Pfs, NACHT and ankyrin domain protein. The transcript is spliced from 5 exons. NCBI's taxonomy places the organism in Eukaryota, Fungi, Ascomycota, Eurotiomycetes, Eurotiales, Aspergillaceae. The coding region runs from base 1 to 1173 and encodes 390 amino acids. Gene Ontology annotation, biological process: nucleoside metabolic process. Gene Ontology annotation, molecular function: catalytic activity; protein binding. The record is from RefSeq and is a predicted model, not a curated record.